Messenger RNA from Arabidopsis thaliana (thale cress), 1081 nucleotides. RefSeq names its product Nucleotide-diphospho-sugar transferase family protein. Lineage: Eukaryota; Viridiplantae; Streptophyta; Magnoliopsida; Brassicales; Brassicaceae. The coding region runs from base 69 to 1058 and encodes 329 amino acids. The transcript is spliced from 3 exons. The record is from RefSeq and is marked reviewed.
ACGAGAGAGAGAAAUAAAAAAGGCGUGAGUCUCCUAACUAGCUCCUAAUAAUGCGAUAAACCAAAAACAUGCCACUUUGCAAUAAUUUCUCCGGCAAUCUCGUCGUCGCCGUUGCUCUCUUCUUUGCCGGCGCCCUAUAUAUCUUCAACUACCAAAACUAUGUCAACACUCUGAGAACAACACAGUAUCCGGUAGAUGAGCUAGAGGCGGCCUUGUAUACGGCAGCCGCCGGAAACAACAAGACGGUGAUAAUAACGAUGGUGAACAAAGCGUACGUGAAGGAGGUUGGAAGAGGGAGUACGAUGCUUGAUCUGUUUUUGGAGAGUUUUUGGGAAGGAGAAGGGACUCUACCACUUUUGGACCAUCUAAUGGUGGUGGCAGUGGAUCAAACGGCCUAUGAUCGCUGCCGUUUCAAGAGGCUUCACUGCUACAAGAUGGAGACUGAAGAUGGGGUUGACUUAGAGGGAGAGAAAGUAUUCAUGUCAAAAGAUUUCAUUGAGAUGAUGUGGAGAAGGACUCGCUUGAUCCUAGACGUUCUUCGUCGUGGCUACAAUGUUAUUUUCACGGACACGGACGUGAUGUGGCUAAGGAGUCCAUUGUCUCGGUUAAACAUGAGCUUGGAUAUGCAAAUAAGCGUGGACAGAAUUAACGUGGGAGGACAGUUGAUCAACACGGGAUUCUACCACGUCCGGUCUAACAACAAGACCAUCUCACUCUUCCAAAAAUGGUACGACAUGAGGCUAAACUCGACGGGGAUGAAGGAACAAGACGUUCUCAAGAAUCUCCUAGACUCCGGCUUCUUCAACCAGUUAGGUCUCAACGUUGGCUUCCUUAGUACCACCGAAUUCAGCGGUUUUUGCCAAGACAGUCCUCACAUGGGCGUUGUCACUACCGUCCAUGCUAACUGCUGCCUCCACAUCCCUGCCAAAGUCUUUGAUCUCACUCGUGUUCUUCGUGAUUGGAAACGCUACAAAGCGUCACAUGUCAACAGCAAAUGGAGCCCUCAUCUUAAGUGUUCGCGUUCAUGGAAUGACACUCACUAUAUCCCUAGGCUCUGACCCUCUUCGUUUACAAUACGCAA